GCUUGGUUAUUUCCAGUUGCCUUGAAACUGCGAAAGACAGCUCUGAAAUCCUCAGUGAUUUGUUAGCGGGUGAUGGCUCCAUACUUGAGGAAACGGGAGGAUAUCACGUCUGAUGCUACCAUUCAAGAUAAUAACGAUUCACCACCUCUUCAACAUGUAUCUGCUUUGGCUGAUCUGUCGAGUGGAGGCUACUUGGCGCGAAUAGAGAAGUCCAAAGCCAGUGCAAAAAGUUGUCCGAAGAGAAGCGUCAGAAGGAAUGCUGCAUCUGGUUCUAGCCAUGGGAUGAGCGAACAACAAGUAGCUGAAACAGAUGAGACGACCAAGUUGGGAAAAGGCAAGAAAAGAAGGAAAGUUGCCUCUGCUGGAAAGGCCAAGGCAGGGAACCGUGGAGAAAAGAAGAAGAAAACAGACAACAAGGAAUAUGUUAUCAAAAGUUUGCACUCAUAUGAUGCUGAAAAAGCCCAGUACGAAAUUGAGUGGUUGGGGUAUUCUUCAUCUUACAACUUGAUGCAGGCAGCAGAUACAAUACCCGGACAUUUCAUUUCGGAGUACUGGACAAGGAAACACACAAUCACUAAUUGAUAAGUGAAAUGUUAUGUUAUCAGCUGCUUACCAAACAAAAAUUACCAUGUUAAAGGGACAAUAUAGGCAGCAGCUAGGCAGGCAAGAUGAAGUUACACAAAGUAGCUAAUAGGUCUCUCGCAUCUCACGGUACAUCGAAAUGGUUCACACUUGUGCACAGUAUUAUUCAGUGCUGAAUCGGACAUGACCAAGUGUCCUCGCUGUGUAUAUAAGUCACCUCAAGAUGGUCAGAUUAGCACCUCUGCUCCUGCCUAUAGUCCCCCUUUAAGUAUCAGUGAUAUUUUUGUGAGAAAGGGUUUGUCAUCAAGUUUUAAAUGAAGUUAAAAGUUCUUAUUUUUAAAUUUUGAUGUAAGGUUGUUAGUGUAACCACACUUUUGAAUCGUUGUUAUCAUGUAUCAUUGUAAUGAGUGUUAGUAGACUUGGCGUAAUUGUAUAUUUGAAGGUACAUGAUAACUGAUACUCAAGCGCUAGUGGUGUUGAAACAGCUGGCACUAUAUGCAAAUGCACACAGUCGUUAUAAUUAUUGUACCACCCUACCUUACAUUUACGACUGAUAUCAUGGUGCUACAUUUUUGUGGGGUACAUCAUGUUGCCAUUUAAUACAAGAAUUAAGUGUCUUAUUUCAUUGGAGUACAUUGCACUUGUGAAACAUAUCAUAUUACUUUCCAGUAGUUCCUUGUUAGCAGAGGUGUACAUUGUAUAUAAUAAAUAGCGCCACCUAGGAGGAUUAUUUUCGUAACAAAUUGCUUGUUGUUCAAUGCAAUAGGUUGUUUUGAAUUGUGCAAAUAAAAACCUAGUAUGACUUGUUCAUAGUGCUUCACAUGAAGCCUU
Messenger RNA from Lineus longissimus, 1413 nucleotides. RefSeq lists its product as uncharacterized. The coding region runs from base 73 to 582 and encodes 169 amino acids. Lineage: Eukaryota; Metazoa; Nemertea; Pilidiophora; Heteronemertea; Lineidae. The transcript has 6 exons. The record is from RefSeq and is a predicted model, not a curated record.